Haliotis rufescens (red abalone) is the source of this 1310-nucleotide messenger RNA. RefSeq names its product putative nuclease HARBI1. The record is from RefSeq and is a predicted model, not a curated record. The coding region runs from base 203 to 1219 and encodes 338 amino acids. NCBI's taxonomy places the organism in Eukaryota, Metazoa, Mollusca, Gastropoda, Lepetellida, Haliotidae. The transcript has 2 exons.
CACAAAGCUUCUUAGAAUUUUCUUAAGCCUUAAGAAUUCUUAAAUCCACAAAGAAAUCUUAGUUUCCCUAACAACCAACUUAAGUUUUAAGAAAUUCCUUAAGUCAUAUUCACAGAGCUUCUCAGUGCUUAGUUCUUUGCUUAAGUUUAAGAUACCUCAUGAGCUUACUUAAGUCCUUAAGAAUUUUCUUAAGACAUCUAAUAUGGCUGCCAUAGGUAUUGUACAAACCACCGCUAGACGAGAUGUACUGCAAAUAUAUUCUGACAAAGAACUAAUCAGAAGAUACAGGUUAAACAAAAGUGGUAUUGAAUAUGUGACUGGUUUAAUUGCUGAUAAAAUAUGUCCUAGCACCUCUCGUUCUCAUGCCAUGACAGGAACUGAAAAGGUUGUAGCAACGCUACGUUAUUUCGCUACAGGCAAAAUGCAAUUAUGCAACGGGGAUGACUUGGGUCUUUCCCAAUCGUCGGUCAGUCGGGCGAUAGGGCAGACAGUGUCAGCUUUGUCCGACGCCGAGAUAGCAUCCCAGUUCAUUCACUUUCCGACAACACAGGGUUGCAUUCGUCGGAAUCAAGCGGCGUUUUACAACAUCGCUCACUUCCCUGGCGUUGUUGGAGUGAUUGAUGGAUCGCAUGUGCAGAUUAUUGCACCAUCUGUCGACGAACCCUCAUAUGUAAAUCGUAAACAGUACCACAGUAUAAACACACAGCUUGUAUUCGAUCCAAACAAUAUGAUAAUUGACCUUGUUGCGAAGUGGCCAGGCUCGACACACGACUCGAGAAUACUCACCGAAAGCGGGCUUCAUAUUUUAUUUGAACGACACAUCGUGCCAACCGGAUGUCACCUACUUGGAGAUAGUGGCUACCCCUGCAGAAACUGGCUGCUUACGCCGUACCUGAGACCAAAUCCUGGCUCACAGACAUCCUACAAUCGAGCACAUAAAAGGACCCGGAGUGUCGUGGAAAGAGGUAUAGGCCAGCUCAAGAGACGGUUCCAUGUCUUACAUGGAGAGAUUCGCCUUUCUCCAAUUAAGGCAUGUAAAAUCAUAACAUGUUGUGGAAUUCUGCAUAACAUCUGCAAGAUAAGGAAUAUCCCAUUACCUGACAGUGAGUCCAAUGAUCCGGAUGAAGACAUGACAGCCCCCUACAGAGAGAGAGAUAUUCCUGGCCACAACUUGACCUUCAGGAAUCACUUUGCAAACACUCACUUUCAGUGUGAGUGAUAAUUCUUCUUUUAAUUGAGUAAAACCACUAUUUAAUGAAUUAUAUUCAACAACAAAAAAUUUCAGUAAAAAAACAGUUUAUUUUAACAAA